This is a messenger RNA of Drosophila ficusphila, 3651 nucleotides long. It is a transcript of the gene hb, whose product is annotated as protein hunchback. NCBI's taxonomy places the organism in Eukaryota, Metazoa, Arthropoda, Insecta, Diptera, Drosophilidae. Bases 467 to 2785 code for a protein of 772 amino acids. Gene Ontology annotation, biological process: regulation of transcription by RNA polymerase II. Gene Ontology annotation, molecular function: DNA-binding transcription factor activity, RNA polymerase II-specific; RNA polymerase II transcription regulatory region sequence-specific DNA binding. The transcript has 2 exons. The record is from RefSeq and is a predicted model, not a curated record.
UUCGUCACUUGUGUUCCGAGUCCCAAAAACGAAAGUCGCCAGCAUCAGCAGGCAUCCGCAAACGAGAUUGACACAAGACCAAAGGACGAGACAUAACUGCUAUCAAAAUAAAUAGUGCCAUUUAAUACUGUUCCGUGUUUGUGCUUAAAAAAAUAUAUUAAGAAAGUAUUUCCCAAAAAACGUCUGUUUUUUCGGCAAAGACGAUUUUCCGCACAUGCGCGAAUUCCGCGAAAAAGAAAGCAAAAAAGCAAGCUAAAAAGCGAGGCCCAAAAAAUAGACAAAAACGAAGAGCAAGGAGCCCCCACAUCGCCCCUUCCCCUCGCACGCACCGUGCGUGUUGGUUUAACGGUAACCGUGCCGCGGUCCAGCGAGAGAGAGAAAGAGAGAGAGGCCGAAAUCGCAAUUUACAAAUUCUCGCGGAGAAUUCCUCUGGAGCGUCCCCAAGCCGUCUAGAGUCGCCGCCAAGAUGCAGAACUGGGAGACGACAGCCACGGCCAACUACGAGCAGCACAACGCCUGGUACAGCAGCAUGUUCGCGGCGAACAUCAAACAGGAGCCGGGUCACCACCUGGACGGGAACAGCGUGGCCAGCAGUCCGCGCCAGUCGCCCAUUCCCUCGACCAAUCACUUGGAACAGUUCCUCAAGCAGCAGCAGCAGCAGCACCAGCAGCAGCCCAUGGAUACCCUGUGCGCCAUGACCCCAUCGCCCAGUCAGAACGAUCAGAACAGCCUGCAGCACUACGACGCCAAUCUGCAGCAGCAGUUGCUGCAGCAGCAGCAGUACCAGCAGCACUUCCAAGCGGCCCAGCAGCAGCACCACCACCACCACCACCUGAUGGGCGGCUUCAAUCCGCUGACGCCGCCGGGUCUGCCCAAUCCCAUGCAGCACUUUUAUGGUGGAAACCUGCGACCCAGCCCCCAGCCCACGCCCACUUCCGCCUCCACAGUUGCCUCCGCCGUUCCAGUGGGCAGCGCCACCAGCGAGAAGUUGCAAGCUCUGACGCCGCCCAUGGAUGUCACGCCGCCCAAGUCGCCGGCCAAGUCCAGCCAGUCGAACCUGGAGCCGGAGAAGGAGCACGACCAGAUGUCCAACUCCAGCGAGGACAUGAAGUACAUGGCCGAGUCGGAGGACGACGACACGAACAUCCGCAUGCCCAUCUACAACUCGCAUGGCAAGAUGAAGAACUACAAGUGCAAGACCUGCGGCGUGGUGGCCAUCACCAAGGUGGACUUCUGGGCCCACACCCGCACCCACAUGAAGCCGGACAAGAUCCUGCAGUGCCCCAAGUGCCCCUUCGUCACGGAGUUCAAGCACCACCUGGAGUACCACAUCCGCAAGCACAAGAACCAAAAGCCCUUCCAGUGCGACAAGUGCAGCUACACCUGCGUGAACAAGUCCAUGUUGAACUCGCACCGCAAGUCGCACAGCUCCGUCUACCAGUACCGCUGCGCCGACUGCGACUAUGCCACCAAGUACUGCCACAGCUUCAAGCUGCACCUGCGCAAGUACGGCCACAAGCCCGGCAUGGUUCUCGAUGAGGAUGGUACUCCGAAUCCCUCCCUGGUCAUCGAUGUCUAUGGAACGCGUCGUGGUCCCAAGAGCAAGAACGGAGGACCCAUCGCCGGCGGAGGAAGUGGCAGCGGGAGCCGCAAGCCCAAUGUGGCAGCUGUGGCACCGCAACAGCAGCAAUCCCAGCCCGUUCAGCCUGCCACUUCCCAGCUGAGUGCUGCCCUUCAGGGAUUCCCACUGGUGCAGCAGAGCAACUCGGCUCCCGGAGCAGCCUCUCCAGUGCUCCCGCUGCCAGCUUCGCCAGCCAAGAGCGUGGCCAGCGUGGAUCAGACCAACAGCCUUCCGAAUCCCGCCAACCUGCUGCCUCCGCUGGCCAGCCUGCUGCAGCAGAACCGCAACAUGGCCUUCUUCCCGUACUGGAACCUCAACCUCCAGAUGCUGGCCGCCCAGCAGCAGGCCGCCGUUCUCGCCCAGCUCUCGCCGCGGAUGCGGGAGCAGAUGCAGCAGCAGAACCAGCAGCAGCAGAGUGACAACGAGGAGGAGGAGCAGGACGACGAGUACGAGCGCAAGUCGGUGGACUCGGCCAUGGAUCUCUCGCAGGGCACUCCCGUCAAGGAGGAGGAGCAGCAGCAACAGCAGCAGCAGCAACUACCGCUAGCCAUGAACCUCAAGGUGGAGGAGGAGGCCACGCCGCUGAUGAGCAGCUCGAACGCCUCGCGGCGCAAGGGACGCGUCCUCAAGCUGGACACCCUGCUCCAACUCCGAUCGGAGGCGAUGACCUCGCCGGAGCAGCUGAAGGUGCCCAGUGGCAACAUGCCCACGGCAUCCUCACCAAUUGCCGGACGCAAGCCAAUGCCCGAGGAGCACUGCUCGGGAACCAGCUCGGCGGAUGAGUCCAUGGAGACGGCCCAUGUGCCGCAGGCCAACACCAGUGCCAGCUCCACGGCCUCCAGCUCCGGCAACAGCUCCAAUGCCAGCAGCAACAGUCAGAGCAACGGCAACAGCAGCAACAGCAGCAGCAGCAGCAGCAGCGGCAGCAAUGGUACCACCUCGGCGGGAUCAAACUCCGCUGCUCCUCCAUCGGGAACUCCGGCGGCGGCGGGAGCCAUCUACGAGUGCAAGUACUGUGAUAUCUUCUUCAAGGACGCCGUGCUGUACACCAUCCACAUGGGCUACCACAGCUGCGACGACGUGUUCAAGUGCAACAUGUGCGGCGAGAAGUGCGACGGACCCGUCGGCCUCUUCGUCCACAUGGCCAGGAAUGCCCACUCCUAAGUCCCCGAAGUCCUAAGUCUCAGUCUCAGCCCAUUGUUAUUAUUAUUUAUCGCUAUUAUCACCUUAAUCGUUGUCCAAAAUUGUAUAUAUUCGUAGCAUAGGAUUUCACAUAACUAUUUUGUUGUCGAGAAUUGUACAUAAGCCACAUAAGCCGCUAAUUCUAGACCUAAGUUUAUACUAUAUAUCUAGCCUAACUGUAUCGAUCUGUAGCCGCCUUUCUAUCUAUCUGUUCACAAACCCAAAACUCUCUCCUGUAUUUUCGAAAACGACUAAAAACCCUGAAUACGGUUUAAAAACUAUCAUGAAUGCAUGGAGAAAUGUAAGCCUAAGUUAAAACUAAUUUGUAAGUCGAGUCAAGCUGAACAAGCGAACAAAACAAAAACCAACCAACCAAGUCCAAAGUCAAAUUAAUAAAUAUAGUUUAUAACAUACACACCUAUAUUUAGUCUUAUUUAACCUACUAUAUGUACACACAUAAUGCUCAAUUAUUUCUCUGACAUUCUCUCAGUAUUUUGUUAGUCGAAUAACGAAUCGAUCGAUCGGAAUCAAAUCAAAUAAAUACAAUUUAUUCAUUAUAAUUUGAAAGGUUUCUUUUUAUUUUGCAACAUUUGGCACUAAUGACAAUAUUUUCGAUGCAACUGAAACUGACGAAAGAAGAAGUACAAAUUUAGAGAUUUUUAAAAUGCAGCAAAGAUGCAAGCAAUCUGAGCAACGGAUCAAAAUUAGUAUUUACUCCUUACAAACUAAGCGAUGAGCGCCCAGUGUAAUCCUUGAAUGAAUCCUUUUAAGUAAAUUUAAUUAGCUUAAGGUUUGCCCACGAAAUGUUUUUAUGUAACUACAUAAUAAAGAUUAAGAUAUUAUUAAAA